AUGUACGUGGACUGGCAGGCUGGUUGCCGUUCAAUACAAGUGCAACAAUGGAUCUCUGAUCCAGCCAAACAUUUUCCAUCUGUUAAUAAGAAAAUUCCGCCGGAGCCAUUGAAGGCUGAAAGAGUUAAUGAUAAGGCAAAAGUGGUAGAGUUAUACAUUGUCAAUGAUUACUCUCAAGUAUGCCUUGCCAGAAUUUGCAGUUACUCAUUUACAACAUUUACAUUAGUAUUCAUCAAUAAACAGUAUUUGGCACUGGGAAAAAAUUUGGACAAUACUGUGGCUAGAGCGCAAUCUAUCGUUCAUAACGCAAACAUGCUCUUUCAAACCCAAGGAAUAUUUUUGAUGUUGAAGGGGAUGGAGACAUGGAUAGAAGAGAUUUUGCCUAUAAAAAAUUACAACGAUUCAUACCAAUAUUUUGGAGAUUGGCAGACAUACAAACUGAAGAAUAUUGAGAGCAUCGUUAAUACAACUGUUGACGCCUAUGUCAUUAUUGUGUAA
Messenger RNA from Helobdella robusta, 498 nucleotides. RefSeq lists its product as hypothetical. The record is from RefSeq and is a predicted model, not a curated record. Gene Ontology annotation, biological process: proteolysis. Gene Ontology annotation, molecular function: metalloendopeptidase activity. The transcript has 3 exons. Lineage: Eukaryota; Metazoa; Annelida; Clitellata; Rhynchobdellida; Glossiphoniidae. The coding region runs from base 1 to 498 and encodes 165 amino acids.